ACUCUUGAAUUGAGGGAACUUGGGGGACUUUGAGCAUACGCACACAAACACACACAUCCACACAGUCACCAUGCUGAUGUCUGCGCUGCUGUUCUUGUUUGGAGUCUUCCUCCUCUUCUUCCUUUUCAGGGUGAGAAGACCCAAGAACUUUCCUCCUGGACCAAGAGCACUUCCUCUGCUGGGAACCCUGCUGGAGAUCAACCCACACAACCCACUAAAGAGUUACAAGAAGUUGGCAGAGCGCUAUGGUCCUGUCUACAGUCUGUACAUUGGUCGUCGUCCUGCGGUGGUGUUGGCUGGUCAGAAGGUCAUCAGAGAAGCUCUCGUCACCAGAGCCUCUCAUUUUGCAGGACGACCAGAUCACAUGUUGAUUUCUCAUAUCGUGGAAUGCAAAGGAGUGUCUAUGGCAGAUUACGGCCCUGCAUGGCAAGAGCACCGACGCUUCGCCCUGACCACACUGCGGAACUUUGGGAUGGGGAAGCGCUCCAUGGAGGAGAGAAUUCUAGAAGAAACUCAACACAUCUGUGCCGAAGUGGAGAAGCAUUCCGGGAAGACUAUGGAUCCUCAGCAUCUCUUCCACUAUGCCACCUGUAACAUUAUCUGUUCCAUUCUUUUUGGAUGUCGGUUUGAGAAUGACGACACCUAUUUUAAGAAUCUCAUCGUCAUGAUUGAAGAAUUUCUUAAAUUAAUCUAUAGCCCUUGGGCAAUGCUCUAUGAUGUUGCUCCAUUCACAAGGAAUCUUCCUCUGCCGUUCAAUCGGACUUUUGAUGUUGUCAGACGGAUCAAAGCCCACAUCCUGAAGGUGAUUGCCCAGCACAAAGACUCAUGGGUUUCAGGCCAGCCUAGAGACCUCAUCGACUGCUACCUAGAUGAGCUAGAGAUGAGAGAUGUAUUGCAGAGGACAGACAAAGGCACCACCUUUGAGGAUAGUCAACUGGUAUCCAUGUUGUUUGACCUGCUGACUGCUGGGACUGACACCACCUCAAACACUCUGAGGACAACUACACUCUACCUCACGACCCACCCCCACAUACAGGAACGUUGCUACCAGGAGAUCGAGGAAGUGCUAGGUUCUCGUGAGCAAGUGUGCUUUGAGGAUCGCCAGUCCAUGCCCUACGUCCAGGCUGUGAUCCAUGAAGCCCAGAGAGUGGCUGAUGUUACUCCUAUCGGAUUGUAUCACAACACAACCACUGACACACACAUCCAUGGCUACAACAUCCCCAAGGGCACGAUGAUUAUUCCUCUCCUGUCCUCAGCGCUACAUGAGGAGGGUCAGUGGAAGUCCCCUCAUGACUUCAACCCUGAGAAUUUCCUGAACGAGAGGGGGGAGUUUGUCAAGCCUGACGCCUUCAUGCCCUUCUCUGCAGGCUCCCGUAUGUGUCCGGCGGAGGGGCUUGCUCGCAUGGAGCUUUACCUCAUCCUGGUCACAUUGCUGCGUCGCUUCCGAUUGGUCUGGCCAGAGGAAAGGGGUGCUCCUGAUUAUGACAUGGCAUUUGGAAUCACACAGGCACCCAAACCGUUCCAUGUCACUGUCCACCUGAGAGGGGACCGGAACUAAUGGCUCCUCACGUAGUUUCUUUGCAAGGGUUUGUUUUUAAAGUAAAAUACACAUUUUGAGGUGAAUAUGUUUGUCAGAACAGAUACAUUUGUCCAAACAUACAUCUGAAAGGUAACUAUCAGUCCAACUCCCAACAUGUUUGCAGAGAACUACCUCCUCAAACUGUUUGUGAGUGUUUGAAAAUGUUUGCAGAAUACCCAAGGCAAACAGACAGAGCUGCAAAUGUUGUCUUACGUUUGUGAAU
This is a messenger RNA of Sardina pilchardus (European sardine), 1802 nucleotides long. RefSeq names its product cytochrome P450 2F2-like. Gene Ontology annotation, biological process: xenobiotic metabolic process. The coding region runs from base 71 to 1558 and encodes 495 amino acids. NCBI's taxonomy places the organism in Eukaryota, Metazoa, Chordata, Actinopteri, Clupeiformes, Clupeidae. Gene Ontology annotation, cellular component: intracellular membrane-bounded organelle; cytoplasm. The record is from RefSeq and is a predicted model, not a curated record. Gene Ontology annotation, molecular function: iron ion binding; heme binding; oxidoreductase activity, acting on paired donors, with incorporation or reduction of molecular oxygen, reduced flavin or flavoprotein as one donor, and incorporation of one atom of oxygen. The transcript has 9 exons.